Molecule: messenger RNA, 1087 nt
Organism: Gossypium raimondii (Peruvian cotton)
Lineage: Eukaryota; Viridiplantae; Streptophyta; Magnoliopsida; Malvales; Malvaceae
Product: secoisolariciresinol dehydrogenase
Exons: 2
Coding region: 123-962 (279 amino acids)
Molecular function (GO): oxidoreductase activity
Source: RefSeq, a predicted model, not a curated record
UUUGUAGACACGCGAACAUCUCCCUGUUGCUCCUCAAGUACUACUAAAAGAUGACAAGCCGUUGACGGAGUCUUAUAAGACUCGGCUUUCUCAUCUGCAUUGUCAAAGAAUUGUAGGAAACAAUGGCAAGCGCAGCUGCUUCAUCUUUUAUCUCAGCAGUCACAAAGAGGCUGGAAGGGAAGGUAGCACUAAUUACAGGAGGAGCUAGUGGUAUUGGGCAAUGCACUGCUAAAGUGUUUGCGCACCAUGGAGCCAAAGUUGUGAUUGCUGAUAUCCAAGAUGAUUUGGGCCAUUCCGUUUGUGAGGACAUAGGCUCUUCAAACUGUUCCUACGUGCAUUGCAACGUCACUGAUGAAGACCAAAUAAAAAAUGCUGUUGACAAAGCAGUCGCCACCCAUGGCAAGCUAGACAUAAUGUUCAACAACGCCGGCAUCGUUGAUGCUGACAAGGCUCGCAUAAUCGACUAUGAUAAAUCAGAUUUCGAUCGUGUUCUUAGUGUAAACGUAACUGGGGUUUUCCUAGGGAUCAAGCACGCCGCUAGGGUGAUGGUCCCUGCUCGAAGUGGUAGCAUAAUUUCGACUUCAAGCGUAAGCUCCACCGUUGGUGCUGCUGCAACACAUGCGUAUUGUGCCUCAAAGCAUGCUGUGCUGGGACUAACCAGAAAUGCUGCAGUUGAGCUAGGGCAAUUUGGGAUCCGAGUGAACUGCUUGUCUCCCUACGCUCUGGCAACGCCUUUAGCGACGGGAUUCGUGGGGGUUAAUGAUGAGGAGCUGGAGAAAGCGAUGAGUGCGUUGGCUAACCUAAAGGGUGUGUAUCUUAAGGCCGAAGAUGUAGCAAAUGCAGCACUUUACUUAGCAAGUGAGGAGGGAAGAUAUGUGAGUGGGCAUAAUCUGUUCAUAGAUGGGGGCUUUACUGUUGUCAAUCCGUCGUUCCGUAUGUUCCAAUACCCCGAUGACUCGUAAGUACAAAAUUUUGCUAAGCAAAUUCUUGCCCGUCUUGUUAAUUAGCUUCCAAUUAAAGUUAUAUGAAUAAGAAGCUAUUUAGGCAGCGUUUCUAUUAGAUAUUGAAAGAUCGAGGAUAAAGAAAA